AUGUUCCGUCUCACGAGGGAGGCAUUCAGUGGAAUGCAAGCGAAAGGGUUCAAUGCCGCGUCCACAUCGCACCGAAAACGGCAGAUGAACGGCCGUGCCAAGUGUAUGACACCGCAUCAGUCAGCGUUCACAAAUAAAGUUUCUGUACGAGCAAUUGCAUGUCAAAAGACUUGGCCUCCAGUCCAAGACCGAUACCGUAGGGCCCGUUCCCCAGUCCAUUCAUGGUAUGGGAUCAGCAAGCGAGAAAGUCUGGCUCUCGGAAAAGACCAAGAAUCAGGGACGACCCAGGACUUCGCUUCCCCGACUUGCACCUACGUACUGGGUUGUAGGGCUGACUGGCACAUGGACGCCCACCACCAUGUCAGACGAACGACGACUAGGGACGCAUCCGGAAAAGACGUCAAGACCGAUGAGCCUUCAAUCUUAAUGAACAAAGUCUCGGGGAGAUAUCCUUUCCUCAAAACGCGGGAUCUACAGGCUGGGCAAGAGAGACAAGCAUGCGCGGCAGAGCGAAAAGAGGGCGAAGACACGAAGACACCAACUCGACAGACUGGAUGGAUGAUCAAUCAUCACGUCACUCCCCCCAUGACUCGCCAGCCGCCCGCAACUCCACGUCUUGGGCCUCAGGCAUCAACAACGUCUGGGGACCGUGGUUCCUCUCCCCCUCCCCCUCUUCCCCUGACUUUUGCCGAGUUUCACCACUACCGUAGGUAUGUAAUAACGCCGCAGGCCGCGGCCAGCAUCGUUGCGAAAAUCUCCCGCUACCUAUAUGCGCGAGCGGAUAACGGCACGCCCGGUAAAGUACCGGCAAAAGGAGCCAAGAACAGGCGGAUGGAUGGGUUGCAUGGAUUGAUUAAGCGCGCUCGUGGGUGUGUGGCCUAG
Messenger RNA from Plenodomus lingam JN3, 882 nucleotides. Lineage: Eukaryota; Fungi; Ascomycota; Dothideomycetes; Pleosporales; Leptosphaeriaceae. The record is from RefSeq and is a predicted model, not a curated record.